Molecule: messenger RNA, 4233 nt
Organism: Globicephala melas (long-finned pilot whale)
Lineage: Eukaryota; Metazoa; Chordata; Mammalia; Artiodactyla; Delphinidae
Gene: RBBP9
Product: RB binding protein 9, serine hydrolase
Molecular function (GO): nucleic acid binding; hydrolase activity
Source: RefSeq, a predicted model, not a curated record
CGGCGGGCGAGCGGAAGCAAGACACUUAGAAAGGCUGCGCCGCCAUCUUGGAACAGGGCAAGACAGACGUGGUUGGCUCUUAAAAAUCACAAUUACUCAGAAUACAAGUUUCUCCACGUUCACCUCUAAACCUUUCUGCUUCACGAAAUACCGGCGCCUAGGGAACUGUUUCCUAGCCACAGCCAGCGCGCCUCAGGAGCUCGCCCUACUCCAAUAAGACGUCCGCUCGCUUCAGUGGGAAGUCCCUCUCAUCGCCUUAGUUACCGGGAAGCGAGAACGUUGACGUGUGGCCCCGGAAGAGGGCGAGGCUCCUCGCGGAGGAAACCGAAGCUGGCCGGAAGGAGGUGUCGGCGCGUAGAAAGGGGCGAGGCUAAGGGAGCGUGAGCCUUGAGCGUGGGGACGCAUGCGCGCAGGAGUCCUGUCAGUUAAACAGAUACCUGGUUUCCAGUGUUUGGCUAAAAACAUGCCUGACCCAAUCACAGCUCGAGAGAGCAUCUGGCUGCCCUUCAUGGAGACGGAGCUGCACUGUGACGAGGAGACCAUCAUCAUAGGCCACAGUUCUGGGGCCAUUGCAGCCAUGAGGUAUGCAGAGACCCACCGGGUGUGUGCUAUCGUGUUAGUGUCUGCGUACACGUCUGACCUGGGGGAUGACAACGAACGGGCAAGCGGAUACUUCAGCCGCCCCUGGCAGUGGGAGAAGAUCAAAGCCAACUGCCCUCACAUUGUGCAGUUUGGCUCCACCGACGAUCCUUUCCUUCCUUGGAAGGAACAACAAGAAGUGGCCAACAGGUUGGAAGCCAAAUUGUACAGAUUCACUGACCGUGGCCAUUUCCAGAACACAGAGUUUCAUGAAUUGGUUAGUGUGGUCAAGUCCAUGCUGAAAGUGCCAGGAUAGCCAGGGUCCUUCCUGCUGUUGUGCGUAAGGACAUGGGAGUCGGGCAACGAUCAGGUUAUGAACAGAUGACAAUCAUCCAUUAUCAGAUGAAUAGCGGGCCUGCAAACCAGAUCAAAUUAAGGUCCAAAACACACACACGUUUCAAUGUUCAAACUAACUUACAAACAGUAUUUUCAUUUUCCAUAGAACCUACAUCUCCUCAAAUUGCUCUGACCAAAAACAGUAUUUUUCCCGUUUGAUAAGGGACAUGGGACAGCUUAACUGCCCUUACCUAUACAAAGUGAAUAAGACACAAAUGAAACCCAGGUUUCCUGAUCCCUAGUCCAGAUUAAAACUAAACAGGUUUCAUGUUAUGCUGUAGGAGUUGCAUCAUAACAUGUCCUUAACAUGUUGAGAGAGUGACAGACAAGGAGGUUGAGGCAAGGGUCUGCAGGGUCAGGCAGGGAUCGGUCUAAGACCAGACUGGCAAGGAUUAGGGCGACAGGGAGAACUACUGCUGGGCCCUGUCUGGAUUGUUGCCAUGUGGGAAUUUGGCAAGGCAUUGCCAGUUUUCUGAUUUUCAAGGAAAGAAAUUAAUACACUUUUGUAUUUAGGGACCAUAAGUGUAUGUAUAUGUAAUCCACAUGUACAUGAAUUACGUUCAGUCCACAGACAUAUGGGUGGUUAGUUGGCAACUACAGCGUAAAUAAAAAAUUUGCAAACACAGCAAGACACAAAGGCCAAGCCAUCCAUGUGUGACCUCUUGCUGUACGUAUUCACUUAGCCAGUGCUUUAGAGCUUGAGAAAAGCCUGAGAAAUAGACAUGAUGUCAAAGGAUGAAGUCAUGGGAACAGUUUGGAUUUUGUUACAAAGUCUUAAAUAUUUUUAAAAAUGAUCUUUCCAUAUCUCAGAUUUUGUUCUGUAAAGUGUUCUACCUUUUAAUUUCCAUGGUCCUUUAUAUCUCUUUCAGCAUCAUUCCAUGAUUUUUCUUCUAAUCAUACUCCCUCAAAAAUAACGCUUUUUCAUUUUCCAACGUUUUUUUGGUUAUUAUUAUCCCCAAGUAACAUCUCAAAACAAUUUCCAGUAAAUUCACACCUGAUAUUUGCUGCAAUAAUGUGAAUUCCCACACUGUUGAUACCUAACGAAAAUUCAAAGCCAUCAUUUGAACCUGAAAAGGCUUUUGAUUUCUAAGUGUGCUCAAAAAAUGUCAGGAGAGAUUCUCUAAAUUUUUAGCAGCAGUUAUCUUAGGGGAUGGGAAUUUUGGUAGUUAUGGUGUGGUGGACAUCUCCUUUUUACAUUAUACACCUUGGGAUUAUUUGAGUUUGUGCACUGUCUUUUAUAAUUAAAAAUAAAGAUUAAAAAGUUUAUUUGGCAAGUUAGUGAAAAACAAAGUAAAUAAAUCCAUUGAAUACUUUUCUUAGAGAAGCUGUUUAGCAUUGAUUUGACCAAGCCUAUAAUCAAAGCUUGAUUCUAUUUCAAUUAUUUGGAAGUAGUCAUUGUUCUACAUAUUCUCUGCCUUGUUUUCUGAAGUCCUUUCUCAAAAAAAUUUACAAACUUAUACAAAUAACAGUUCAUAAUACUUUAUUGUCCUCUUCCUCUGUAGAAAAAACCAAAUAUAUACAAUUGAGAAAUAAUUUGAUAUUCUUUAUUCCUAUAAAAAUAACUUGAGGGGGGCUUCACUGGUGGCGCAGUGGUUGAGAGUCCGCCUGCCGAUGCAGGGGACAUGGGUUUGUGCCUCAGUCCAGGAGGAUCCCACAUGCCGCGGAGCGGCUGGGCCCGUGAGCCAUGGCCGCUGAGCCUGUGCGUCCGGAGCCUGUGCUCCGCAAUGGGAGAGGCCGCGACGGUGAGAGCCCCGCGUACUGCAAAAAAAAAAAAAAAAAUAGUAACUUGAAUACGAUGGUUGAGUUGGGCUGAUAGUAUGGUAACCAGUAACCACAGGGCGCCAGCAAAGAAAACGUUCAGUUCUUCAUUCACAGAAGCCACGGUUCAGGUGCUCACCAGCCACGGCUGACUAGUGCCUCCCUUACUGGACACAGAUAUAGAGCAUUUCCAUCCUGAUAGAAGGUUCUAUUGGACAGCACUGCACUACAGCGCGUGUUACGUGCUUCCCUCACCCACCACCAACGUAGAAGUGACUCAACUUGAAGUUACUUUUGUUUGACUAGUUUGCCUAUUAGUUGAUCACCAUAAAAAUUAUGAUCCUAUAAAACUUACUCAUCACCAAACUAAGAUCAGAGGAGUUUCAGGGAAGAACUCCACAUGGACUAUUCAUUUAAACCGUCAAAUCAUGGCCUUUCAUGAUUCUCUGUUUGACUCUCUACAGAUCUUUAUAAAGCAGAGACGGGCCUUGAUAGACUCUAGGGAAUAUCUUUUCAGGUGAGCAAAAUACCUUACACUAAAUGGAAAUCAAGUGUAAGGUUAGAACUUCACUUACAAUUUGAUUUUUUGGUGUUGUCGUGAGUCUAGAGCACCACAAUUUGUUUUGGUCAAAGUUUACUCCUGUAGGGUAGAUAUCCAUUUAAUGAUCAACAGAGGUGCUGUAUUUUAAAAUUAUUGUCUCGGGGCUUCCCUAGUGGCUCAGUGGUUAAGAAUCUGCCUGCCAAUGCAGGGGACACGGGUUCGAGCCCUGGUCUGGGAAGAUCCCACAUGCGGCAGAGCAACUAAGCCCGUGCGCCACAGCUACUGAGCCUGCGCUCUAGAGCCUGCAAGCCACAACUACUGAGCACGUGUGCCACAACUACUGAGCCUGCGCUCUAGAGCCCGCGUGCCACAACUACUGAAGCCCACGCGCCUAGAGCCCAUGCUCCGCAACAAAGAGAAGCCGCAACAAAGAGAAGCCACCACAAUGAGAAGCCCGCGCACCACAACGAAGAGUAGCCCCCACUCGCUGCAACUAGAGAAAGCCGGCGCACAGCAACGAAGACCCAACGCUAAAAAAAAAAAAUUUUUUUAAUUUAAAAAAUAAAUGAAUUUUAAAAAAAAGAUUGUCUCUAUCCUUCUUUAGUUAAUAUUCAGAAUGAAAACCAUGCUAAGGGAAACAAGUUUAUAGGAGCUCUUUAUUCUGGUAGGCAAGGAAUACUUUUGUUUUAGCUACUGAUUGUAAACUUAAAAAAAUCUCUGGCUGUCAAGAUACAGUACAAAGUGUAUUUAAAACACAAACUGCUUCCUUCGUUCCACUUCUAAGUCUCCUCCAAGCUCAGUUUUGUCAUUAAAUAAGACGAGCGCCCCUGUGACAGGCUAGGUCCCAGGAAGGGCAGAUAUUGUUCUUAGCAUUCCAGCUCUCUCUGAGAGUGGAUCGGAAACCCUCUGUAGUUUCAGGCUCCCAGAUUCUUCUGGAUCUUACACAUCUAGUACUUGAA